Sipha flava (yellow sugarcane aphid) is the source of this 1859-nucleotide messenger RNA. RefSeq names its product katanin p60 ATPase-containing subunit A1-like. Bases 321 to 1787 code for a protein of 488 amino acids. The transcript has 7 exons. Gene Ontology annotation, biological process: microtubule severing. Lineage: Eukaryota; Metazoa; Arthropoda; Insecta; Hemiptera; Aphididae. Gene Ontology annotation, cellular component: microtubule cytoskeleton. Gene Ontology annotation, molecular function: microtubule severing ATPase activity; microtubule binding; ATP hydrolysis activity. The record is from RefSeq and is a predicted model, not a curated record.
UUGUGUUGCUCCUGCGCACACUGAAAGGAUUAGAAAUUUAAAAAAUAUCAAACAAUUUGAUAUUACCAUUUGAAUUUUACCUAACUCUUUAUUCCAUAUCUCCCUCGGACAAAAAUAUUUCGUGUUACCAAUUGAGUGUUACAUACUGUAUACGUGUGUAUUAAUACGAUUGUGUGUAUGUGUACGUGUAUGAGGGGGCAACGACGUUUAAAGUGUGCCAACAACCUAUGUCCGAACUACCCCGCUGGACGUAGGUAUGCACAACACUGUGUUCGUGCAUGCCAUAAGUACGUUUGGCCUAUAGUCGUCACAACAACACCAUGUCCGAAGGUGGUCGAAAUGUGGAGUUCGAGAUACAAAUGACCGUGCCGGUCACCACGAGACAUCUGUACAAACUUCCUCCUGGACUGUCUAAUAAUAGACCUACAGGAUGGAUAGUUCAACAAGAAGUUGCUCGUAUGAUGGACUCAUUGUUAGAUCCAUUUUCAUCUUUUGCAUCAUUUUCCAAGCCUGUUAGACGAACAAAUCAAGCAUCAAAGCGAUCACAUCUUUAUCGAUCCUCUUCACAACAAACGCAAACACCAAAUGUGGUGCCAAAUAUUAGCCGGGCAAAUAAUGAUAAUCGAUCAAACAAUAAUCAACAAUAUUAUAAACCAAAAUCAAAUGGUCCAUCAGAGAAAUGGGCUGCUUCUCUAAGGAAAAGAGAUUCAGAAUCGUUGCCUGCCAUCCACACAAAAAGAGACAGAUGUUGUUCACACCCGGGUGGAUACAGAACUAAGCCUGUUAUACCACCUCUAAUUCACCAAGUACCAUCAACUGCCCGUCCAGCAGAUCAAAAAAAACAAUUACAAAAAAUCAAAACUGUUGUUGGUUAUGAAUCUCAUUUGGUAGACAUUAUCGAGAAAGACAUUUUGCAAAGAAACCCUAACGUUCAGUGGGAUCGAAUAGCUGGAUUGAAACAUGCAAAAACUUUACUACAAGAAGCUAUGGUGUUGCCUAUGUUGAUGCCAGAUUUCUUUAAAGGCAUUCGAAGGCCAUGGAAAGGUGUCCUAAUGGUUGGUCCUCCUGGUACCGGAAAGACAAUGUUGGCUAAGGCUGUAGCUACAGAGUGUGGAACGACAUUUUUUAAUGUUUCUUCGUCAACAAUGACAUCUAAAUAUCGAGGAGAAUCAGAAAAGUUGGUCAGAUUAUUGUUUGAAAUGGCAAAAAUACAUUCCCCGUCUACAAUAUUCAUAGACGAAGUAGACUCAUUAUGUUCUUUACGAGGUUCCGAAGGUGAGCAUGAAGCUUCUAGAAGGUUUAAAGCGGAACUUUUAAUUCACAUGGAUGGUUUAAAUUCUACUAGUGAUGAAGAAAAUAAUACAUCAAUUAUGGUACUCGCAGCUACCAACCAUCCAUGGGAUAUUGAUGACGCUUUUAGAAGACGCUUUGAAAAAAGAAUAUAUUUGCCUUUGCCUAAUGAUGAUUCACGAAUAACUUUAUUGAAAUUAUGUUUGGAAGGAGUGAAUCUUGAUGAUUCGUUUGAUCAUCGAUUUGUAGCUAAUAAAUUAAGAGGAUACACCGGAUCAGACAUAGCUAACGUCUGUAGGGAUGCAGCUAUGAUGGGCAUGCGACGAAAAAUUGUUGGACAGACUCCGGAUCAAAUAAAAAACAUAAAACGUGCUGACAUCGAUUUACCAGUUACAGUACAAGAUUUCAAUGAAGCUAUAGAAAGAUGUCGAAAAACCGUGACUAGUCAAGAUAUUGAAAAAUAUCAGUCUUGGAUAGAUGAGUUUGGUUCAUUUUAACUAUCAUACAUUUUGAUAGAAUUCAAAUAUGAACUAUAUAACAAUAAUAAUACAUUAUUUUCCGUCUCAUAA